UCUGAACUGAUGAUGGGAACCUCCUUUGUCUCUUGCCCCAAGCCAUUGCUUCCAAAGCCUACACAUCCCUAAGGCGAACUUGGAUCCUUCAUGAUGGUGAACAGCUCUGGGAGGGCCUCUGGCCAGAAGGCCCACCUUCUCCUGCCGACCCUGAAGGAGAAUGACACCCACUGUAUCGAUUUCCAUUACUACUUCUCCAGCCGUGAUAGGUCCAGCCCAGGAGCCUUGAAUGUCUAUGUGAAGGUGAACGGCGGCCCCCAGGGGAACCCUGUCUGGAACGUGUCUGGGGUCGUCACCGAGGGCUGGGUGAAGGCAGAGCUUGCCAUCAGCACCUUCUGGCCACAUUUCUACCAGGUGAUAUUUGAAUCCGUCUCUUUGAAGGGUCAUCCUGGCUACAUCGCUGUGGACGAGGUCCGGGUCCUUGCUCAUCCAUGCAGAAAAGCACCUCACUUUCUGCGGCUCCAGAAUGUCGAGGUGAAUGUGGGGCAGAAUGCCACGUUUCAGUGCAUCGCUGGUGGGAAGUGGUCUCAGCAUGACAAACUUUGGCUCCAGCAAUGGAAUGGCAGGGACACGGCCCUCAUGGUCACCCGGGUGGUCAACCACAGACGCUUCUCAGCCACGGUCAGUGUGGCGGACACUGCCCAGCGGAGCGUGAGCAAGUACCGCUGUGUGAUCCGUUCUGACGGCGGCUCUGGUGUGUCCAACUAUGCUGAGCUGAUUGUGAAAGAGCCUCCCACACCCAUCGCCCCCCCAGAGCUGCUGGCCGUAGGGGCCACAUACCUGUGGAUCAAACCGAAUGCCAACUCUAUCAUUGGGGAUGGCCCCAUCAUCCUGAAGGAGGUGGAGUACCGCACCACCACGGGCACCUGGGCCGAGACCCACAUAGUUGACUCUCCCAACUAUAAGCUAUGGCAUCUGGACCCUGAUGUGGAGUAUGAGAUCCGGGUGCUGCUCACACGACCGGGGGAGGGAGGCACGGGACCACCAGGGCCUCCGCUCACCACCAGAACCAAGUGUGCAGACCCUGUGCACGGCCCGCAGAACGUGGAGAUUGUGGACAUCCGCGCCCGGCAGCUGACCCUGCAGUGGGAACCCUUUGGCUACGCGGUGACCCGCUGUCACAGCUACAACCUCACGGUGCAGUACCAGUACGUGUUCAACCAGCAGCAGUACGAGGCCGAAGAGGUCAUCCAGACCUCGUCCCACUAUACCCUGCGAGGCCUGCGCCCCUUCAUGACCAUCCGGCUGCGGCUCCUGCUGUCCAACCCCGAGGGCCGGGUGGAGAGUGAGGAGCUGGUGGUGCAAACAGAGGAGGACGUUCCAGGAGCUGUUCCCCUAGAAUCUAUCCAAGGAGGGCCCUUUGAGGAGAAGAUCUACAUCCAGUGGAAACCUCCCAAUGAGACCAACGGGGUCAUCACACUGUAUGAGAUCAACUACAAGGCUGUUGGCUCGCUGGACCCGAGUGCCGACCUCUCCAGCCAGCGGGGGAAAGUGUUCAAGCUCCGGAAUGAAACCCACCACCUCUUUGUGGGUCUGUACCCGGGGACCACCUACUCCUUCAACAUCAAGGCCAGCACAGCAAAAGGCUUUGGGCCCCCUGUCACCACUAGGAUUGCCACCAAAAUUUCAGCUCCAUCGAUGCCGGAAUAUGACACAGACACCCCGCUGAAUGAAACGGACACGACCAUCACGGUGAUGCUGAAGCCUGCUCAGUCACGGGGAGCCCCUGUCAGUGUUUAUCAGCUGGUUGUCAAGGAGGAGCGACUUCAAAAAUCACGGAGGGCAGCUGAUAUCAUUGAGUGCUUUUCGGUGCCUGUGAGCUAUAGGAAUGCCUCCAGCCUUGAUUCUCUACACUACUUUGCUGCUGAAUUGAAGCCUGCCAACCUGCCUGUCACCCAGCCAUUUACAGUGGGUGACAACAAGACAUACAAUGGAUACUGGAACCCUCCUCUUUCCCCUCUGAAAAGCUACAGCAUCUAUUUCCAGGCACUCAGCAAAGCCAAUGGAGAGACCAAAAUCAACUGUGUUCGCCUGGCUACAAAAGGUGCCUCCACUCAGAAUUCUAACACCGUGGAGCCAGAGAAGCAGGUAGACAACACCGUGAAGAUGGCCGGUGUGAUCGCUGGCCUCCUCAUGUUCAUCAUCAUUCUCCUGGGCGUCAUGCUCACCAUCAAAAGGAGGAAGCUGGCCAAGAAGCAGAAGGAGACACAGAGUGGAGCCCAGAGGGAGAUGGGGCCUGUGGCCUCAGCCGACAAACCCACCACCAAGCUCAGCGCCAGUCACAACGAUGAAGGCUUCUCCUCUAGCUCUCAGGAUGUUAAUGGAUUCAGUAAGUUGACCCAGCUAAGGGGAAGGGAACAUCCAUGGUUCAGCUUGACCCUGGUACCUCUGCUGUGGACCCCUCACAGUGGUCAGAUGCUGAAGGAUUUAAUAGAAAUGCUAGAUUCCCCAGCCUCUGCUCCAGAUUAG
Panthera uncia (snow leopard) is the source of this 2469-nucleotide messenger RNA. It is a transcript of the gene PTPRT, whose product is annotated as protein tyrosine phosphatase receptor type T. Lineage: Eukaryota; Metazoa; Chordata; Mammalia; Carnivora; Felidae. Gene Ontology annotation, molecular function: protein binding. The transcript has 15 exons. Bases 91 to 2469 code for a protein of 792 amino acids. The record is from RefSeq and is a predicted model, not a curated record. Gene Ontology annotation, cellular component: membrane.